AUUGCUAAUCAUUAUUUGCCUGGGUAAAGGAGAAGAUACUUGUGCGGAAAACGUGGUCGAUGUUUGUGGAAAUCCAAUUCAAGAUUUGAAAUUUCCAAAAAAUAACAGCGAGAUGGAAUCACUUUGCCUAAAAUUAAGAACAUUUGCUGAAUGCGUAAUUAAUUAUAAAGAAGUAUGUCCUAAGGCUGAUGAAUCGUCUUUGCGAGUUGCUGGACAAUCUUUGGAAUUCGCCCAUUCCUUACUAAAAACGAGCAAUACAUUUUGCUCGAAAGAUUCUGCCUGGUUCAAAGGAGUUAUUAAAUAUGGCAGCUGCUACGACAAUUUUCUUGGUACUCGAGAAAUCUUGGAGAAAUGCUCAGCAGAUAAAGUGAACAAGUUUCAUCUCUUCUAUUCCGAUCAACCCAAUGAAUGGCAAUGCUACUAUGACAUUACAAAUACAAUUUGCGUAAUUGAUAAAAUAUCGAGAAUGUGUGGAAAAAUGGCUACGGAAAUGGCACUGCAUUUCAUCAAUGGGGUGGGAUUCUGGAAAACAUUUUGUUUGAAUCAAACAGAAGAGGCUAUGGAGAAAAUGGAAAAUUUAGAAUUUACAUUUGAGCCAGAAACGUCAAAGGAAGAAUUUGUUGCUCUCUUUGAAAAUGUCUCAGAUAGUUAUGGAAUAAACAAAGCUAUGUGCUUAAGUAACUAUAGAGCUUUAUGUCAAGAUCCUGGUGAUUUCUUCCAUGAUGUUCUAGAAAAUUCUGCUAAUUUGAGUGCAAAAUGCAAGGAACAUAUAAAGUACAGAGAGUGUUCAAUUGAUUACGAAAAAAAAUGUAAUGAGAAAAUUGGGGGAAUGUCACUCCCUGAAGACCUUGAAACUCUGAAUACAUUUUGCAACGAAAAUUCUGUUUUGUUCCAGGCAUUGGCAGAUAGAAUGAAAUGUUUCAAUGAAUUUUAUCAAUUUUAUGGAAGGGAGACAGAGAAUCGGAUUGAUAAAUGCCGAGAUGAUGAAAUUAUUUUUAAAGACAGAGAAAAGUAUGUACAGGUAUACAGUCGACCAUAUCCGGAAGAUUAUGGAAUAGAAUUCUGCUUCUAUGAUCUCGAGUACAUGAAAUGCCUAGCUGAUGUAAUAUCAGAAGACUGUGGAGAGACUGCUAAAGAAUUAAUGUUGCAAGCCUUGAAACUCAACAAAAUGCAAUAUUAUACGGUGUGCAAGCAUUUUCCGAAAAAAGCCGAACUUUUCAUGGAAGAAUUAGAUUUCAACUUGAAUCCAAAAUAUUCACUUGAGGAUUUCAUAAGUCUUCUUGAGAACGGAGUCUGAGGAAACUUCCAGAAACCUACUUUUAAUACUACCUCAAUUUCAGCACAAAUAAAACAUAAAAAACUAAAAAAAUUGUCACACGUGUAAAAUCUGUAAAAAAAAAGCAGAAAUUUUGUACAUAAUUACUUACCAUACACAAAUUCACAUUUCCUAGCCAAUCAAUACCUAAUAUACAUUCCAAUAUUCUUUACUGGCCAAGAGCAUAAAUAUGUUCGAAGACACGGCGGACUUAUCUGUCUAUUUUAAUACUCUGACUACUAUUUCACGCAGUACAUUCAAUAGAAAGAGUUUUCUGUAGGAUUUGUAUAACAAUUUUAUAAUAUGAGUAAUGAAUAAUUAAUAAAAACUUCGUUAUAAGUUAUUGAAUUUUAGAUGAAUUAAUUAUGGUUGGUUUUCUAUACUAGGAGAUCAGAAUUGAAAUCAACCAUGGUGGCUCAUGGGAUAGAGCACUCACCUCCCAAUGAGGUGAACCGGGUUCGAAUCUCGGCAAUGGCUGACUGAUUCGAAUUGCCAUCCGGCUAGCACCGACCUCAGUGCUGACGUAAAAUAUCCUCAGUGGUAGACGGAUCAUGAGUUAGAGUCCUCUUCCCGUCAGGCUAACCGUAGGAAGCU
This is a messenger RNA of Parasteatoda tepidariorum (common house spider), 1909 nucleotides long. RefSeq lists its product as uncharacterized. The record is from RefSeq and is a predicted model, not a curated record. NCBI's taxonomy places the organism in Eukaryota, Metazoa, Arthropoda, Arachnida, Araneae, Theridiidae.